GUUCCAUUAAUGACGUGUUGUUCCGAUGGCAGACAAGGGAAAGAAGGAUACCACACCACCCCCUCUGCUGCUAAUGCCAGCAGGAGGGGGACUUACUUUGAAUCCUCCCACGCAAUCCAAUCUUUUAAUGCCAGUGGUGCAAUCGGAGCCUUCAUUAUUGGGAUCAGAUGAAGAAGGAGAAGCCGAUAGUUUUGUGGGACAGACUCCACCCCAAAGUUCACAGAGUGUUACCCACAGCACUCCAUUCAGUCAUUUUCAGAACACACCCUCAGGAUCAGAUCCUUUUGCACAUGUUGGCCACAAUCCACUGCCUCCUCAGUCAACACCAAGGAUGCAGUCUAAUGUUGCAGCCCCAAUGCCUCCCCCAUCAUUUGCUUCACCGACUCCUGCAGGCCCCCCUCCAGGUCCGUCUUCUGCAAAUGCAUUCAGAAAAACUGAAAGUCUAAGAAAAGUACAAUAUGCACAAAUGCCUCAAGGAACCUAUGCUCCUACUGGUGGAGGGGUAGGUGGUCCACCCCAAUUCCAAGGUCAGCCCCCUUUAGCGGUGCCAUCUUCAGGACCAUCAAUGUUUAGUCCCCCUCCAGUGGCCCAGGUGCCUCCAACAAUGAAUCAAACUCACCAACCCCCAUCCUCCCAGUCCCCAAUGCCCCCUAAGCCCAGUUUUACUGCCACAGUUCCCCCUCCCUCAGGGACUGGAGCUACUGUAGAAGGGAGUGGUAUCUACAUUCCUGUUCAGCCACAUUGGUGUUUCUGUAAGAAAGUGGAGAAUCGUGACAUCUGGUAUCCAUUCUCUUUAGUGGACAGCAUGCGACUGGAGGAUGCUCUUAGAUCUGGUAAAACUUCUGAUCCGAUACCAACAGAAGGUGGUCGUUAUGAUGCUAUACUUUCUGACAGACAGCGAGUAGCUGUAUACUGGGAAGAAUCACCCAACCCCAUCCGACGAUGUACCUGGUUUUACAAAAGAGAAGGAGACAACAGAUAUGUUCCCUAUGAGGAACAUUUUGCACAGAAGUUAGAGGAGGAGUAUAGAAAUGCCCUUCAGUACAACACCUGGCAUAAACGCUUAGAGUUUCCAGGAGGGGAGACAAUUGUCAUGCAUAAUGCAAAUGUCAUAGUUCAUUUCACAGCCUCAUCACAGCCAGAUGAAUGGGGGUCCACUCAGGCUCCUUCUUCGUCAGUGGGGGAAGGCAUGCGUCCCAGAGUUGUUAAAAGAGGAAUAGAAGACUUCCAAACAAUUAAUGAUGGAGAACCUAUACAGAUAGAUCACCUCGUGUUUGUGGUACACGGCAUUGGGGACUUCUGUGAUGUCAAGUUCAGAAACAUCAUUGAGUGUGUUGAUGACUUCCGCUCUAUUUCCCUGAGUCUGCUCAAGUCUCAUUUUGGUACCUAUGUUGACCAGAAACGCAUUGGUAGAGUGGAAUUUAUCCCGGUACAGUGGCACUCAGCGUUACAUGGAGACACAACAGGACUAGAUAAGAGGUUAAAAGCCAUAACAUUGCCCAGCACACCCAAAUUACGUAAUUUCAUUAAUGACACACUGCUGGAUGUACUGUUCUACACAAGUCCUACAUACUGCCAGACAAUAGCAGACCAAGUAGGAAAUGAAAUGAACAGACUUCAUCAGUUGUUUCUGGAGAGAAACCCUCAGUUCCAGGGUACCGUGUCAGUAGCAGGGCACAGUCUGGGUUCCUGUGUGCUGUUUGAUUUACUGAUGCACCAGAAUGACAAAUCUGACCAGAGUAUUGACCCUUCCUUACCGAGUGAGCCCAUACAACAGACUAAUGGAGUGGAGAUGUCAGGUCUAUCAAAUACCUCCUUUAUCACAGAAACAGAAGAGAUAGAGAAAGAGGAGACAACUCUGGAGAAACUUCUCAGUCGUGUGGGCCUUCAGGACAAAGUGUCCAUGUUUGAACAGGAACAAAUCGAUCUUGAUGCGCUGACAAUGUGCACAGAGAGUGAUCUUAAAGAUCUAGGACUUCCCAUGGGCCCUAGGAAAAAAUUACAGGGCAUUCUGAAAGAGGAACAGGCCAAAAAGGAGAAAAGAAAACAUGACAAAGAAAGGAAAAUAAAAGAGUCAGAGGAGAGAAGAAUCCGAGAGCAGGUGGCAGCUGAAAUGAGGGAAGCAAGGGCUUCACAAGAGAAGUCACUUGUCCAAUCCAGCUCCAGUGUGUCUGUGGAAUUUCUGUUAGGACCUGCUGGGACAGGACAACCCUCGGUGAAGUAUCCUAAACUGGACUUCAAACCAAACACAUUGUAUGCUCUAGGAUCACCCAUCGGGAUCUUUCUCUCUGCUAGGGGUGUAGAUAACAUUGGGGAGGAAUUCACUUUACCCACAUGUCCCAGAGUGUUCAACAUCUUUCAUCCAUUUGAUCCGGUGGCCUACAGAUUAGAACCUUUAGUCAAUCCUUCAGCAUCUCAUAUAAAACCAGUGUUAAUGCCACAUCACAAGGGCAGGAAAAGGCUUCAUCUAGAAUUAAAAGAAAGCUUGACGAGAGUUGGAGCUGACAUUAAACAGAAGAUCAUUGAUUCUCUGAAGAGUACCUGGAACACUAUAAAUGAGUUUGCUAAAGCUCAUCGUAACCAGGAAGAAUCGCUGGAGCAGCACGUAGAUAGCCAAAUGUCGUCCGUCAUGCAGGAGCUGGAUGAUGACCAGUCAUCUGUUGCCUCCAGUCAACAAGAAGAUAUCUACAUGGGGCAGUUAAAUGAGGGCCACAGGAUCGAUUUUGUCCUCCAGGAGCGACCCAUUGAAAGCUUUAACGAUUACUUGUUUGCUUUAUCUAGUCAUGGAUGUUAUUGGGAGUCUGAAGAUACAGUAUUAUUGGUCCUGAAGGAGCUAUACUCCCCUCAGGGAAUGACCCCCCAGAUGCCUGGCCCAGAGGGAGCAGUGAAGCUAUACAACACUGCAGCAUCCCCACCCAGGGGAUCUGUCCCUCCUCCUAUGUCACAGUACCCCUCCCCUCCAUCAAACCAGCCUGUGGGAGUCCCCCUGAUGACACCUCCUUCACACGGACCCCCUCCAAUGAGGACUUCUAAUAUGAUGCCCCCUAGGGGCUCUGUGCCAUCUCCUUAUAUGAACCCAGGGAUGAACUCUGGUCCUCCUCCUCAGCCAGCCAGUUUUGGUCCCCCUCCACUGGCUGGCUUUGUCAAACCUCCCCAAAAGUAGAACAAACAUUGAUCACAGAAAUAGAUGAGCUGAAAACACUCUUAAAUAUAUUUGUUUUUAAAAUGUUAAGAUUUAAAUAAUAUAAAAAGGCUGUCAUGUGUGGAGUUUCUUUCAUUGCAGAACGUUUCAUUUUCAUCUCUGAUACUGUAAGCACAUUAUUGUUACUCAAAGUAUGCAGGGUUGGACAUUACAUGUAUUUAUAUUCAUGUGUGUGCAGAUAUAUGUAAUUUUUGCCUACUUCAGCUUGUCAUGGAUACAUUGAAAACACUCCUCACUGAAAAAAUUGUUUUAUUAGAUCUGCACAUUUUUUUGUAAGAGAUUCAUUACUAGUAUAUAUUUUAAAAAUAGAAUGUUAUUUAUUAAAAUUUGUGAAACAAAGGUGUAUAUACAUCUUUAUAUUGAAUUGAAUUAUAUCUUGCUAUCACAAAAUAUGU
Molecule: messenger RNA, 3597 nt
Organism: Saccostrea echinata
Lineage: Eukaryota; Metazoa; Mollusca; Bivalvia; Ostreida; Ostreidae
Product: phospholipase DDHD2-like
Exons: 22
Coding region: 26-3163 (1045 amino acids)
Cellular component (GO): COPII-coated ER to Golgi transport vesicle
Molecular function (GO): metal ion binding; protein binding
Source: RefSeq, a predicted model, not a curated record